AUGCCGCGGGUCAAGGUGGUGGACAAGGCGCUCUUGCAGUUCCAUAACCUUUCGGAGUGGGCCGACUACAUCGCCGCCCUCGCCCGGCUCCAGAAACUGCUCGUCGGCCACGAGACGCUGUUGGACGAGCUGGCCGUGGACGUGGCGCUGACGCUAGCCCGGUGUUUGCUGAGCCAAUUGCCUCUGGGGGUGCACCAGAAGGCAUUGGGGGUGUAUAUCCAAAUAUUCCUGGCAUUUUCCGAUGCUCAUAUCAAUGAAACUGUCGAGCUUUGGCUCCCUGGUUUGUUCCCCGUACUCAGUUUUGGGGCGCUGGCGGUGAAACCAGUGGCGUUGGGAGUGAUUAGAGACCAGGUGAUGCUGCGCUUGACGGCGAAACUGUUGGAAGUGGUGGGAUUCCCGUUGCUUUGUGCUCUAUUACUGGGUCUUGAGGAUGAGACGCUGGAGUUGUUUGCCCUGUUCCACGCUACCGUGGAAACUUACAAACGGUUGGUUAACGACGACUCGGUGUUCUGGCAAAAGCUCAUGUUGGUGGUGAUCCGGCUGAGCGAACGGCGGAUGGGGGCGCUCCGGUGGAUCACUCGCCACUGGCCUAAGAUCACUGGCGAUGACAUUUCCGAUGAGGCUAAAGCGAUUUUGAACUUGGAGGCUGGUGGUCUUGCCGUACGCAUGUUUGUUGCUGCUAUUGCCGAUGAAGAUAUCGUCGUUGUUCGUGGCUUCUUCGAUACCCUUUUGACUCAAUGGCCUUUGCUGGAGUGUCAAAAACGAGUACUGGCUAAGGAUUUACAGCUAUUAGUAAUGGCGGUGGCCCUGGUUACAUUAAGACGCGAUAUGUCAUUAAACCGUCGUCUCUAUACCUACCUUUUGGGUCCGCUGGCGUCGGACCUGGUCACCUAUUUCCAAGAAUACGGGUUCGGUCCGCUUGUCCAGGGUUUACUAGCGAAAAUUGAGAUCAACGCCAACGAUGCCAUCCGCAUGCUGUUGCUGUUGGCGAUGGACCGGUGGGAGAUCAGUCAUUUGGUGAUUCCCAAAGUGUUUGGUGCUAUUUUGAACGUAUUUUGCACUUCGGAAGAUGCUAAAGUCACCGCUAGUUGUCGCCAAUACUUUGACGCGAUUGCUCCCGAAUACAUGUGGCGUCAAUUAAUCACUGGUGACGCUAAAACUACGCGCCAGCUUGUGGAUAACUGGCAAUUUCCCAGCGAUGGCAACGGCGACGUCGAGCUCGUGCUUGUUGCUCUUAUGUUCCUGGCCAACCACGCCCCUGAAACCCUUACUAGGCUUGUCCGCAUGUGUGCCCCGAUGGAAAAAGCCACCGAGAGCGACGGAGAGGAAACAGAGGUAUCAGUGGACGAGAUUAAGACUGAUGAUAUCACCACCAAUAUCGUCGACUACUACACCCAGAGAAUCGCCGAUAACGGACCUAAAGUACCUUACUCUAAGCCCCAGAUUCGUCGCCUUUUAGUGAAAGGAGUCGUGGACUUAUACAACCAAGCACCACGCCAGUACUCUCCCGUGGUGGUCGACGUGUGCAAUUUGACUGCCACCAAGCUCUCUGUGGCCGAUGUCGUCCACGAUGACGUACUUGCCAUUCAACAAGUGUUCUCCGUGGUGGAACCACCACUCCCCCUGCUGCUUUUAGCACAAUUAUUAAGUCAGCUAUUAGCUCGUGAUGACCUUCGCCAGGUGCCCAAACUUCUUGACUAUUUCCCUAGAGGUCAAGUGGAAGCAGGGAUCUUCCUUGAGCUUGCCAAGGGCGAAAGAGCGAGAGCGUACCAAGUGUUUGGCCAGUUGUGGCUCCAGUUUCUGCACCAUGAUCCUGAAGUAUUAUCUCGUCCAUUACAGUUGGUGGUGGACGCCGUGCCUGACCCUAGUGCCGUGGGGUGUCUUGCUGCCAUAUGCGAACUGCUGAGGCGUACUCCAUUAAUUCAAUUACUUGUGACACCGCCUCAAGACCCCGCUGAUUACGGCAGAUGGCAGUACCAUUUUAAUCUGGUGGUGGCGAUGGUGGAUGCCGUACCUCGAGCUCGUGAGGGAUUUUGUGAUGGAGAUGGCCGUGCCAAGUGGUCAUUAGUGACUCAGGUCGAGCGGUUAAUGACGGAAGCGGCCAUCGUUGAAGCUGAUGGUGAUCGCCAGUACUUUGAUGCUGUCACCGCUGGUUUACUUAUGGUACUGAAACUCGUCACUGGAGCCGAACAAGAGUUUGGUGACCUUGCCCAACGUCUAUUUGAAGCGACUUUACGCUUUGGCGGUAAAGGCGUCGCUUACGAAGCUGUACAAGCUAAAGCUCUUGACGUGCUCCAAGGGUUCCCUUCAUUAGCUAAAGUGGGUGAUGCCGUGGUUGACUAUAUCCUCAAGGGGGUGGAAGUUGCUCGAACUCCCGUGGUGGUCGAGAAAUGGAUUGCUGUCCUUGUGAGAACUUUACCCAUGGUGGGUGAAACCCAAUUCUUUUUCGCCGUGGUGCCAUUUACGGAAGCACUUAUCGCAAAGCUUGAUGACCCUGCUUUAGUGGAAGUGGUUUUCAAGGGCAUCAAAGAUAUGGCUACCAUCUCCCACUCCUACUCUCGUGCUCACCAAGGUACGGCUGUCGGUUCUGGUGCUCCUGGAACUCCACAAACACCAUCUUCAGCAUCGUUUUUGGGUAAAGUGUUUACGAUUGAGACCCCUGCAAGUGAACAAGAAGGUCGUCAACGUCAAGCCGCCACUGAACAAGCAGUCAGAAUCAGUGUGGCUGCCGCCGUCAAGGUGUGGACGUCACUGGAACUGGCCACUCGCCGCUUCCUUGUGAAGAAGUUACUCACUAAAUUGCUUGAUCUUGAACCAAAAUUGGUGGUAGAACUGUUGGUGGCAAAGGAGAAUGUUCGCUUAGUGAUGAUCGUCGAUGGCGGCCGCCAAGUGGUUGUGAGCCAAUUAUUUGAUACUGUCACUAGUGCUUCUGGUCUGCUCCAAACACGGACGCUGGAGUUCUUGGUGGAGUAUUUCCGGUUCGCUGUGGACGCCGAUAGUCUUGUCGAUAUCUGGCCGCAAACGUUUGAGUUCCUCCAGCUGGUAGCCGCUCACAAAACUGCUCUUCCUGGAGGGUUAAGACUCGCCGUGGAAGUGGGUCACUUGGCUAAACCUGGCGUUGCGCCGCCACCAGAGCUUGCUGAUACUGUGGUCAAAUUAGUCAACUUAGUGCUGCAAAUGGAGCCUCGUCGCUCGGAACCGGAGGCUACCCUUGCCGAAGUGCUUCCUCGAGUACUGACGAUUUAUGGGAGUGAUUCCGACAAGCUUGUGGCCACUACCAACACUGUGGUGUAUAAUGUCGUGGCUCCUGAGCUUAAACGGGCGUACAAGACUAGCUUGGCUCUGGUAUCGCCGCAAAUCAUUUCGGUAAUGGCGACCUUGGGUAAACUUUCCCCGACUAAGCUGUGGCGACAAACGGUAAUUGAAGUGUUCCAUCUGCCUCUGUUCUUCGAUACUGAACCCGCUGCUUGGGGCCCUGUACUCAAACUCUGGAUCAAACAGGAUAUCGAUAAGUUUGGUGAGCUUUUGACCAAAGCAGCUCCCGCCACGCUGCUGAUCUCGCUCUGGGGUGAAGGUCUGAGUGCUGAAACCAAAGAGAAGAUUGGCUCAUUGAAGAGAGUGGCUUACCUCCUUCUAAUUGGCGAUGUUGACCAAUUCUUGGGUCAGUUUGAUGCUAUCUGUGACUUAAUUGAUAACUCGUUAGCCAUGGGUGAUAAAGUCCCCGCUGAGUACCUUGCGGCGUUGACGGUGAUGGUGCGAGCGAUGCUGAUUCGCUUCUCUGAGCUCCACUUAUUACCGAAAUGGACAGGGAUCAUUCAAUUAAUCAUGGUGGGGUUGCGUCCGUUAGCCACUCCCGAGAGGGCUAAGUUCACCGCAGGACAAACCCAGUUGGCAUUGGGAGCAGCCAAGCUUUUAGACCAGCUUCUCUUACUUGGCUACGACGAGUUCUCGCUCGCCGAAUGGAUGUUCAUCGGUGAGACUGGAGUCGUCAGUGCCAUUGUUCGUCAACAACACCAACAAAAAGACGCGGUUACCGUCGCUUCAGUGAGCAUUGACUCCACUUAUGACCACCCGCUUGCUCCCCUCCUUAAAGGAGUGACAUCCGUGGCACUGGUGGCGGCUCUCCGCUCAUUUUUCAACGGGCUUAAAGUGGUCCACUACGAACGGGUAUACUCGAUGCAGCACGUCGACGGUGCCGCCAUCGACGCUGACGUCUACGCCGACGUGUUUGACUAA
Diutina rugosa is the source of this 4236-nucleotide messenger RNA. RefSeq lists its product as uncharacterized. NCBI's taxonomy places the organism in Eukaryota, Fungi, Ascomycota, Pichiomycetes, Serinales, Debaryomycetaceae. Gene Ontology annotation, cellular component: trans-Golgi network; endosome. Gene Ontology annotation, biological process: Golgi to endosome transport. Bases 1 to 4236 code for a protein of 1411 amino acids. The record is from RefSeq and is a predicted model, not a curated record. The transcript has a single exon.